AUGAGACUCGUCUUCGUACUACUACUCAGUGUCUUCCUCUUCGAACAACUACUGACCAAACCAAUGCCAUUCAACUCUACCGUUCAAUAUAAUCAAGGUGUGGACGGCUCCAAACCCAAUAUAGUUUUCAUCGAUGACGAAGAUGAUAAAUUCAACUUUCAGCAUGCCGGAAAUUUAGAUCCCUCAAAUUCACAACUGCGACCUGAAAACCAUGAUAUUGGCAAUCCCAAUCCUCCAAAUUAUACACCUGAGCGCUAUCUCGAAAUGAUAAACCGAAAUGUUGGUCAACACUGGUAUCCAGGAGUUCGUCGUCCAGACAUUGGACAGUACUAUUGGUACUAUUGA
Messenger RNA from Schistosoma curassoni, 345 nucleotides. NCBI's taxonomy places the organism in Eukaryota, Metazoa, Platyhelminthes, Trematoda, Strigeidida, Schistosomatidae. The record is from the annotation of a GenBank genome assembly.